UGAAACAGCUGUAACAGAGGCGGUUUAGAACAAAAGGAGAAUAUAUAUAAAUAAAUAUAUAUAAAUAUAAAGGUGAUAGUAAAUGAUAUCCAUAAAAUAUCCACCUUUAAUUACGGUUCAUGCUGGUCGCUAACCCACCGCCCUGUUAUGGUAAAAUAGUACGAGAAGACACCGGGAUUCAGGUUGAGUACAGUUAACUAAAGUGUCUUAACUACUUUUUAGUAUAUCUAUUAAGUAAAUGUAGGAUACAUUUGUUCGCGGAAUAGUUUAACUGUAAAUGACAAUACUCUUCGAUGUGUACAUCUUAAUGUAGACAUUCAUUUAGCGGUAAUCCCUACCUGGCCAUAGUGAGCAGCCCAGUGUAAGGGGCUCCAUCCGUAGCACGGGUCCUCAGCAGUCAGAGGAGCUGGGUCUGAGAGCUGCUGGAACAGGGACACCAAAGCAUCAACGUCUCCAUCCCUGCAAGCACGGUGGACGGGAAACCGGCUGAUAAAGCCUUCUUCAUUGGAGAAGUCCGCGUGUAGUCCCCCAGACAUUGGUGAAGUAUAAAAGUGGCUUUCCCCAGUGUUCCCCGUCCCUCGGAGCAGACUAAAGAGGUUGAAACACAAAGAAAGAGGAGAUAACGUUAAGCUGCUCUCCGGGGCGGGGGAGCCACAAAACCCGGACUGGAGUCUGACAGUGUGACGGAGAACACGGAGGCAUCUGAUGGGAAAGUGGACAGCAGAAGUAAAAGAAAACAACACCAACCACAAGAUGGCGUCGUCAUUGGGCGGGAAGUCUCCGUCUCUGAGUCAUGGCGCAAAGAAAAAGGCGAGGAAACAGGAUGGUUUCGUCAGAGUGAGAAAAAGUGAUUUGGAAAAGUUGUCCACAGAAGUCAUGCAGCUGAGGGAGUUCCUGCCCAGAGUCCUGAACCGGGACCUGAUUGAGAUGCUGCAUAAAGCUCGGGCAGUCCACACAAUGAAGGAGCACCUUCUGCAGGAGCAGGAGCAGCAGCAACAGGACUGUGUGCACCUCCAGGCCCGGUUGGAGGCAGUGCAGACUGAAUGUCAGAAAGAGAGAGAGGAGAAGCUGCUGUUGCGGGAGCAGCUGUGGCAGGGUGGAGAAGAGCUGCAGCAGCAGGCAGACUUCUGCUCUGCUCUGGGAUCAGCAGCCUGCAGUCUGCUGUGGAGCUGCUCUUCCGGAGCGGACACGGUCACACGCUGGCUGGCUGAUGGGAAGCUGCAGUCCUUCCUGGCUGUAUCUGCUCAGACUCUGGAAAGCUUCGUCAGGUCUCUUGACGAAGACGAGAAGACUCAGACCGAGGACCAUAACUCCCAUGAGCACCAGUUUGUGCUUGCUCUGGCUGGAACGAUUACCAACAUCGCAGCAGUGACGUGUGGGCGGGACUUCCUCUCCACCUCGGCUCAGGACCUGUUGGACACUCUGAUGAUGAUGCUGGAGCUGAUGAAGCCGGGGGUCUUCCCCAAACUCAAAGUGCUGAUGCUGAUGGCUCUGUAUAAUGUCAGUAUCAGUGUGAGGGGACUGAAGUGCCUCAGUGACAACCCAGGACUCCUGCCGCUCAUCUGCACCCUGCUGGACGACGGAGACUGGGAGGUGUGCCUCCACUCUGUGCGUCUCCUGCAGUCGGUGCUGCUGGAAGAGGAGUUGCUGCUCCUGCUGGCCCCCUCCCUGCUGGACCCCCGGCUGCAGGCUGCUGUGAGCCGGCUGACCUCCAGCGUGCAGCCGCGCCUCAGACUGGCCGCCCAGCAGACCCUGGAGGACCUACAGACCCUCCAACAGAGCCGGGGAGGUAAGCAGAGUGGUGUCUUCGGUCCUCCUGCUGUCUGACCGCCCUGCACCUCGUCAGUGUGUCAGUGCAGUCAGCAGAGAAUAUACAGUUCGUAGUUUUAUUGUACAUUUCAUUAUCAAAGUGAGAGGAGCCUUUUAUUUUCUGAACGGUAACUCCUUUUUUUACUUGCACUGUUCUCUGUUAAGCUUUCAGUAUUGUUCAUUACUGUGUCUGUGUUGGUGAGGUUGACACAUUAAAGAGUCACACUUUCAGAGCGCUGUCUCUCUUUUCAUUAAAGCAUCCUCUGAGACAUUUCUAAGAUCAAUACCAGGAUAUAUUUUGGUGAGGCAGAUAUGUGCAUCAUGACAUUGGUUAAAGUCCUAACCGAGUUACCAAGAAUAGAGCCACACAGGGUACCUUUGUGACGUAUACAGCUUUAUUGUAUGUUUAUGGACUUCUCAUAUCAGUGAG
Eleginops maclovinus (Patagonian blennie) is the source of this 2239-nucleotide messenger RNA. RefSeq names its product heat shock transcription factor 2 binding protein (gene hsf2bp). Lineage: Eukaryota; Metazoa; Chordata; Actinopteri; Perciformes; Eleginopidae. The record is from RefSeq and is a predicted model, not a curated record. Gene Ontology annotation, cellular component: cytosol. The transcript is spliced from 9 exons. Bases 706 to 1827 code for a protein of 373 amino acids.